Rotaria socialis is the source of this 1128-nucleotide messenger RNA. The record is from the annotation of a GenBank genome assembly. NCBI's taxonomy places the organism in Eukaryota, Metazoa, Rotifera, Eurotatoria, Philodinida, Philodinidae.
AUGACUCGCGUAGCAGAGCCGUUACCUUCGAAAUACCUUCGAAGUCGUACGGCAACAGCUAAAUUAAAGCAUACUAUUGAUUUAGCAGUACCAACAAUGACAACUAUGACCCCGAUGGUAAAAGAUGUACACAACAUAUCGUUAGUUACAUUAGCACAAGAUUUUGCCUAUCAAGUAUCGAAACGUCAAGGAAAUUAUCAAAAAUUUUCUGAAACCUUAUUAAAAAAUAAAAGCCUAUUAGUCCCAAGACGUAUGGCAGUCAAACGACAACGAGCAGGAUUCAAAGGUCCUUCGUUACAAUAUGAACCGGUUAGAUCGGAAAAUUAUCAAAUCGAAUUAGGAAAUUCAACGGAUACAACAGCGCAAACAAAUCGAAAUGAAUCACGUCCAACAACGUCACCAGAAGAUACUCAAAAUCAAACGUCAUCACAUCGUACUAGUUCAUUACGAGAAGAAACUCCUCAUGCACUACCAUCAGAUAUCUCUCUUAUGUAUAGAGAAAAGCCAGUACAUCUUCAUCCAAUUACUGGUCAUUUUAUUGUACAAUAUAUUGAAGACAAUGGUAGCCCGUCACCAUGUUCCUAUGUCUUGCCACGUAAAUCCUGUAGAGAAAAAAAUGCUCCUGCAUAUAGUUUUGGAACGAGAUGCUUAGUUGAAAAACAAGGUGGUUCACGUACCGCCUGGCAAAAACAAUGGUUUUCUAGCCCAAAUCCAUUUACAAUAAAAGUUGAUUUUAAUCGUGAAACUGCAUGGCCAACACCAGUUCAUUACCAAGCACAACCUACGAUAGGCUCUCAAGCAACAAAGCAAACUUUCCCAGCAUGGUCAUUUGCUGCACCUUCUCUGAGUAGUCCACCAUUGAUAAGAGAAAAUAAUCCUGCACCUGACACCUAUGAUACAACAACAGCUUUCAGAAAAUUAACAGCAAAAAGUACACCAAUUACUUUGAAAUCACGAGUCGGUGGGACGCAAAUAUCAACUAAUCAAUCAACCGACAAAACACCAGGUCCGGGUGCUCAUGAUGAAAGUAAAUUUCUUUCUAACAGACGUUCCUCACCCAAACAUUCCUUUGGUAAACGUAUUCCGGCGUCAUUUCGUCAAGAUCCCUAUGUUCAAGUUAUACCAUAA